ACAGGGGGCGCCCUCAGUGCUGAGCCAGCGGCGCGGCUUCACAGACGCUGAUCUUCACCUCGUAAUCUGCAGAACUGAGAAAACCAUGGGCUGGUGAGAGGGGCGGCAUGCAAUCACCGCAGCGCCUCGCGCCAUGCUGCUAGAGACCGAAGACGCACUCCACUGUUGGGUGAUGGUCUCGCCGGCGCUCUAACAGUGACUAUGGAAACAGAGGGAUGGGCAUGCGCGUGGACCGAGUGGUCACGUGGUGUCGCCAGGCUGUGACCUUGCUGCUGUCGCUCGCCGCAUCGCACUUCAGCCUACUCCUACUCGCGCCCUUAGGCCUUUGCUUCCAAGAUGCAGUGCACAUCACCGCCAUCUUGGGAGAAUCUGUGGUGUUCAACUGCCACGUUGAGUUCCCGGGCGAUCAUCCCGUGCCCUACGUGUUGCAGUGGGAGAAGAAGGGUCAGGAGAUCCCCAUCUACAUCUGGUACGACAGCUACCCGACCCACAGUGGUGAAGGUUAUGAGGGUCGCGUGUCACGCGUCUCACCGGACUCGCCCUACGGGCUUGCUUCCCUCAACCUGACCAACAUCCGUGAGUCAGACCAGGGCUGGUAUGAGUGUAAAGUGGUCUUUCUGAACAGACCACCUAAUCAGCCCAGGAAUGGCACAUGGUUCCAUUUGGAUGUUCACGCACCUCCAAGGUUCAGUGUUACACCAGAAGAUAUUAUUUAUGUAAAUUUGGGCGAUGCAAUAAUUCUAAAUUGCCAGGCCGAGGGUACGCCCACACCGGAAAUACUUUGGUACAAAGAUGCCAAUCCGGUGGAGCCCUCAGCCACUAUUGGCAUCUUUAACGAUGGGACUGAGUUACGAAUUUCCAAUAUCCGGCAUGAGGAUAUUGGGGAUUACACAUGUAUUGCAAGAAAUGGAGAAGGACAAAUCAGUCACACAGCAAGAGUGAUCAUUGCUGGUGGGGCUGUGAUUAUGGUCCCUCCUUCAAACCAAACUAAGAUGGAAGGUGAGAAAGUCCAAUUCUCAUGUGAAGCAAAGGCAUUGCCGGGCAAUGUGACAGUACGGUGGUAUAGAGAAGGAGUUCCCAUUAAAGAAGUGUCUUCCCUCGAGACGCGUGUCACUGUGAAGCGGGAUGGAUCUUUAGUUAUAAAUCCCGUUGCUGCAGAUGACUCUGGGCAGUUCAUGUGUGAGGUGACCAAUGGUAUCGGAGAACCACAGACUGCCUCAGCAUUUCUAAAUGUAGAAUAUCCAGCAAAGGUGACCUUUACACCCACAGUUCAGUACCUGCCCUUUCGACUGGCCGGUGUAGUUCAGUGCUACAUUAAGGCAAACCCACCACUGCAGUACGUGACGUGGACCAAAGAUAAACGCCUCUUGGAACCAUACCAGACCAAAGAUAUUGUAAUCAUGAAUAAUGGUUCCUUACUGUUCACACGUGUAAAUCAAAGCCACCAGGGACGAUACACGUGCACUCCUUACAAUGCACAAGGCACUCAGGGAUCUUCUGGUCCUAUGGAAGUCUUGGUGCGUAAGCCUCCUGUAUUUACUAUUGAACCUGAGAGCAUAUAUCAGCGCAAAGUUGGAGAGACUGUUGAAAUGCAUUGUGAUGCACAAGAAGCUGAAGGCACGCAGAAACCUACGAUCCAGUGGCAGCGGCGAGACGGAUCACCUCUGCAGCGGAACCGUGUACGAGUGCAGGGGGGCAACAUUACAAUUGAGGGCCUGCGGCGUGCAGAUUUUGGAUUCUACCAGUGUGUAGCUUCAAAUGAAGUAGCAACAAUUGUGACAGUCACCCAGCUUGUUGUUGAAGGCACGCAGCCACAUGCUCCAUAUAACGUCUCAGGCAAUGCAAGUGAGUUUGCUGUCACAUUGCAGUGGCUUCCAGGAUACAGUGGAGGAUCUGGAUACAAGCAGGAGUAUACUAUCUGGUAUCGUGAAUCUGGCUUCUCAGAUUGGAACACAAUACCUGUGACACCCUCUGGUAGCACUCAGGUCACAAUCAAUAGCUUAACUCCGGGCACAACGUAUGAAUUCCAGGUAGUGGGCAAAAAUGAACUUGGAGAUGGAAUGUUUAGCAAAGUUAUCACUGUCAGGACACUUGAUCAGGGCAUACCAACUAUACGUGUAAAUCAAAUAUCAGGAACAGACUUUCCAUUUUCUCCACCUUCUGGAGCUUCUUAUUUCCCACCGGUCCUGCGCCCCAAAGGGCCAAAACCUGGACCACCACGCAAUGUGACAGUGACGGAAGUAGGCAAUGGUUUUCUUAUUACAUGGCAAGCACCUUUAGAAAGGGCCCAUCUUGUGCAGUAUUAUACUAUUAAGUACCGCACAGAUGCAGCUUGGAAAACCUUAAACAAAGGUCAGAUUCGUCCAGAGGAAACUUCUUACCUUGUUAAGAACUUGGUUGGUGGACGAACAUAUCACUUCAGAGUCCUGGCCAAUUCAUUCCGUAGCUAUGAGAGUAGUGAUGAAGUCAAGUACCCUGUGCCUGCUCGUGUAAAACACAAGGCAAUCACAGCAGGUGUUGUUGGAGGGAUACUGUUCUUCAUUGUUGCAAUCAUAUUGUCAGUAUGUGCUGUUAAAAUAUGCAACAAGAGGAAGCGUCGGAAACAAGAGAAGGCAUACAACAUGGUCGCUUGCCGAGUUACCGAUGCAAGAAAUGGUGGCCAGCCACCAGGUGCCGGUCAAGUGCCUUUGAAAAAAUUUAGACAGAGCAGAGUACCAAGUGUGAUAGGUGGGGUGCUGAAAGGUGCGCGCCUCGGCCUGGCCAGCCUGCUGCUCUGUGACUCCGUAUCAGACCUGGACUCAGCAUCGGCAGCCUCCGCUGUAGCUGCACACUACUGGCCACCUCCCCCAGACCGCUUGGGCCGCAUCUCUCGUGCCGCAGAUGGCCGCUUUGUUCUCGCCGGUGAUUCUUCGCUCUCAGCCUCUGUCGGUGGCAGUGUCGCAUCCAGCUCCAGUGAUGACGGAGGCUUCCUACCGCGUCGCGGCGGUCGUCGCAGAGCGUCGUGGCGGCGACCGCUAGUUGCGUGCCCUAGCCAGCUCAGCUUGAGAUCUGACGGAUCUGGCGAGAGUGCCUUGGCUCUCGCCACUGCUGCCGCUACAGUUGCUGCUGCUGAACGGCAGCACCAACUCCGUCGACUGCCACUGCGUGCGCCACCUCCUAUUUACUCCCCACCUCCACCUCCGCCGGCACCGGCACCACCACCGUCGGCAUCGUCACGUGUCAUUCGUGCCAGCUCACCUGCCUCCAAUCUGUUAUCGGCAACUGCGUGGUCGCCCAGUUACAACUUCAGUGACCUGAGCUCGGUGCGACGUGCCAGUUCUGCCGAGCGCUCGUUUCCUACGCCGCCUUCGUAUUUACAGUUGAUGCGCUCCGUCCACGAGAGGUACUCCCAGGAGUUACCGUCACUGCGGGCUAUACACGAGGAAGGGAGUGCAUUUCCGGGAAUAGUGCGGGAUCGCCCACCUCCGACUGCUUUCCUUCCCGUUCAUCCACUGGCUACGAGUUCGCCGCCGCGUGUUCGUGCACCACCUGCGACACUGGCCAGUGGGUUGCCUUCACUACCGGCAGGGGUAUUACGACGCCCGGCACCAGUACCGGCAGCGCUAUCUCCAGCUGUGGCAAUGACAAUGACUGUGACACCACGGGCACGUUUACCUCCUCGGCAUGCUCGUCAUGCGCGCUCUGCACCUGAGCUCGCCUCCCCUGCAGCGGUGGCUGCUGCCGAUCUAUUUGCCGAGACCUCACCUUCGAGCUCGAGUGGUUUUGGCAGCAAAAACACGUCACAGCAAAAUCAGUCCUCGCAGUCAGGUAGCACGAGUGCAGAGUGGCGCCUCCCUCCGUAUCGACCUCCACCACCGCCGCCACCUCCGCCGCCACCACCUCCUCCUCCACCACCACUGCCACCACCACCAUUGGUUGGUAGCCCUUGGCUGCCAGCACUGCCAUUGCCUCUGCCACUGAGACUGCCUGACACGUCGCCACCACACUCGGAACCUGGUCGCUUGCAGCCACUCGAUGUCAGUGUGGACACACAUUAUGAAUUUGACACAGUGAUGCCACAUCCACUCGGUAUGACAACAACCCGUGAUUUCCGUGGCACCAGUGACUCAGAGCUAUAUGCUGCCACUUCCCUGUACCCAUUACAUGCCACUGCUCAUACUCACCAGCAACAGCAGCUGUUGCGUCCUACCAAGAGACUAACCAAGUAUGACAACAUUGAGGCUCGUGUCCAAGCCAUGAAAGAGGAGUUCCACGAGUUUCGUAAACGCCAGGCUAAGAGACGCCGGAGUGAGGAGUUAGAGAGUGCCUGUUAGCUAUGACUCAUCUGCCAAUAAUUGCAACAUUGUUUUUCUCUUGGUGAAUGGAAAGUAAUGUAGUGCAACUGCCCAUUCCAAGUAGAUGCUGCAUAAUAUGGUUUUAUGUAAAUUCGUCAAAAACGUGAUAACUUAACAUUUUGUUGUCUCCUAAAUAUUAAAUGUUACUAAAAUCUUCUGGUGAGACAAUACUGUGACAAAGGUUUCUAUAUUUGAAUGUUGGGUUUCAUAACGUAUGUUAUUUUUCUUUAAAGUAGAUACUGUAUGAAAAAUGCAUGUGUCAUGUAUUAUGAAGUUCAUUGUGCCAUAAUUAUCAUUUUAUACAUGAACCCCAAAGUUUAAUUUUAAUUGCAUGUGUGUGAGAAAUAUUUGCCUCUAUUGGCUAUGAUGUUUUGCAUUCCUUGUUGUUGUUGUUGUUGUUGUUAUUGUUGCUGCUGCUGUUGCUUGCUGAUAACUGAGGCUGGCUUUUUACUGUUAUAAAACAAUUGUGGAGGCCAGUAGUGAGCAGGUGUACACUUCUGUGAUUCAUCUAUGUGUUAGUGUUCCUUAAAAAAUAUGUAAAUUUUUUUUUGUUUCUUGUCAGCACAGUGCUUCAAAUGGAUAUCAGUUGUAUUGAACAAAAAAAAAAGAAACUCCUAAAGUGUAAAGCUACAACUGUCAUGUGUAUGUAUUAUUUUCCAUGUAAUGUCAUAAAUAAUACUUCUUUUUUAUAAUUAUUUGUUGCAGUACAAAAUUUCAGUCUUGAUGCUGCAUGUAUAUUAAAAGACUAGGUGUGGCUGAAUCUGUGUCCAGUAAACAGUGGAUCUCACUGAGGUUAUCCAACAUGUAGCAUCCUCAGUGAAACUGUUGGUUUGAGUGUGACAGCAUUAUUUGACAGAGCAUUGUUAGCAGAAUGAGAUGUGAAACAGUGUCAAUGGUUUUCCUCAAACAUUGAACAUACAAGAAGUCUGUCAACUUUUCCUGCCUCUUUUCUGAUGCACCUGAAUCUAACUUUAUUGAAUAAAAGAAGUAUGUCACUAGGCCUAUUAUUAGUUGCAGCACUAUUACAAUAGAUUGUUAGAGUACACUGGAUGGGAACUGGAAAGUAAAAUAAAAUCUGAGUAGAGUUUGUCUCCAUUGUAUCAGCAUUACAUUUCAUGACUAAAGAUAUUGUGAUAUUUGUGGAAUGGUGUGUUGAAGUGUGUUUAUAGACAAAUUGUUUUGGGAGUGGUAGUGGAAACAUCAGUGUGUGAAUAAGGAGAUACUGAGUUAUGUAUAAUAAUAGUACUGCAGAUUACUAGAGUGAAAUGAAUUUAAAAUGUUUAAACAAUAACAAGUGAAAGAAAUGUAGAUAUCUAACUGUUCAUUAUUUGAAACAGAACACAAAAUUUGUUUGAAAUGAGUGAUUGUGUGCAAGUGUACUGUGUGUUUGUAUGGGUCAGAAUGGCCAAAAUUAUGCAUUUACUGCAUAGGCUUUUCCACAAACCAAAUAAGUAUAACUACUUAACACUUACAUAUAUGUUCUAAAAUGUUAAUAUAUGAACUUGAGUGAGCAUGAGAAAGUAUUGGAACCUAAGGAACCGAAACAAAGAAAAUGUUAUUACAGAUAAUAUAUGCAUUUAUUCAUAAUUCAUUUGAAUGAAUUUAAAUAUAUAUAAAAUGUAAUUAUUACAUUGUUCUGUUUUUGCUCUAAAUCACAACUGAAAUACAGAGCUCAGAUCUAUAGAAAAGAAAAAUGAAAUAAACAGUUUUACUGUGACAUGAUGAAAUUAUAGACAUUUUUAUUACAUUUUUUACUUUAUUUUUAUCUUGUUCAUUUGUUUGUAUGAAAAUGUGAGCGUGUAUGUGUAUGUAUAUGUAUGGGUCCUUGUUUGCAUGUGAAAGAAAGAGAGUAUAUGAAAGAAUGAUAGAGAGUGGAAAUAACACAACUUGCAAUAAGUUGUCACAGUUAUUUCAUAAAUAUAAUUCUAACGCUUUAUCGUUUAUCCAUUUCUUUAUAAUAAGGGAAUGUUGAAACGACAAACUUUACACACAGGCUGUUGCGAUAAAUGUUAUUAUUACUGCUGUGGUGUAAAUAGUGAUAUUUUAUAGAAUUGCUGAUUUUUAUGUUGGCAUUUCUUUUUUAUGGACGUAAAUGUCUUAAAGAUUAUUUUUAAGUUUUUAAAGUACAAAUCAAAACAAUUAAUUGAAAAGCUUGCAUUAUACUGCUGAUGUUAGUUUUUUUCCCAAAAGAUGUAUUAGUGAGAGCCUGUUAGCCCAAAUCACAGAGUGAGCAUUGUUAUUAAUUACACUGAUAAAUCUGACAAAGAAUUUGCUGUUACACAUUAUUUUGAGUUGUGGUUGAUUUGUUUUCUGUCAAAUGUCUUUGUUGUGAUGAUGCAAUUUAGAGAUAUUUGCACAAGUGAUAUGUCAAUAAUGUUAAAGUAACUAAAAUUUACAUUUCACUGGUGUGUCAUCUGGUGCUUUCAGCCAUGUAUCACUUAGUUCUGAUGUUGUACAAUGGUAGUUAUGUACCAUACAAUGUGGCAUACAUGAUUGUAAUCUCAGGAAACUAAUACAAAAUUUAUAUCUGCAUUAUAAUUAUUUCUAUGUUACACUUUAUAAGUACAUACCAUAAUAUUUCCAUAACUCUAAAAUAAAAAUGUACAUGGCUGAUGAAACUUCAUGCAUAGAUUUUUAAAAUGUUUUACAGGAUGAAAAUAAAAUGCAAGUGCAGCAUCAAAGAAACUGAGAAUUAAGAAAAGAGUUUUGUUAAAAUAUUUACUCCCAAUGAGACUUGACAACCAAUUGUUUCUCAUUUGCUGCUUUUUAUGUCAAUUUUUCAGAAGAUAUAAAAGGAUUCAUCCACUCUUGGUUCAGCUUCCUUCAACAAACGUCAGAGUCAGUGUGCUAUGUGUUCAAAUAAUAAUAAUAUCAUAAUAAUAAUUAUAAGAUUUCUCUUCUUGUGAUGAAAAUUACAACUUAUACCAUCUAAGAGACACUGGAAAACAUAUGGAAGAUUUUUAGUACAUAUUAGCAGAUAUUUCCUUCAUAUAAAGCACUUUUAAUAACAAAUGUCAACACAAGGAAAUUGCAGAGUUCUUUUUUCCCUCCUUUUUGUUUUUAAUACAAAGGAUUUCAAUCAAAGUCACAGUUUAUUUCAAAUAACUGAAGUGUAUACUGUAAGACUUUUCACAGCUUAACUUUUAAAGAGGGAUGGACUUUUUUAUGAAUUAACAUAAAACUUUCAUCUGCAGCUGUUUUCCAGAAAUACUCUUUUUAUGAUUGAUCCUUGUUGGACAGUAUUUCAUUUUUAUAGAAUGAAAAAUAUUUGGUUUAAAACACAAAACAGGUAUGAAAUUAGUGAAAAACAGUGUUUCCUAUUAAGCAUACAGAAAAUGUGAAAACAUGAUGCUUUUUAUCUCAUUGCCUAUUUUAUGUUGAUGUGUUAAAACUGAGCUGCUGAAUUAUUGCCACAACUUUGUCAUUUCAGUUGCCCAUCCCACUAUGUACAUCUCUUGGUUAAUUUAUGCUUAUGUUGAACUCUGGAAAGGGUUGAUAUUGUUGAUGUAAAUGUACAAUUAAAGAACUAGUGACACUUG
Messenger RNA from Schistocerca cancellata (South American locust), 7873 nucleotides. RefSeq names its product protein turtle-like. Bases 216 to 4313 code for a protein of 1365 amino acids. The record is from RefSeq and is a predicted model, not a curated record. Gene Ontology annotation, cellular component: plasma membrane; axon. Gene Ontology annotation, molecular function: cell-cell adhesion mediator activity. Lineage: Eukaryota; Metazoa; Arthropoda; Insecta; Orthoptera; Acrididae. The transcript has 18 exons. Gene Ontology annotation, biological process: axon guidance; dendrite self-avoidance; homophilic cell-cell adhesion.